AUGCCCACUGACGAAUCAUGGACUACACCGCUCACUACUGCUACCGCUAUGCCUCUCUUUUGUCCUAACUCAACCGCUCAACCUCCACUCACAGACCACCCCACCUCCCGUCCUUCACCUACAUGUACUCUUAUGUCUUCUACGGUCACCGUCACAAACGACCCACGUCUCGUAGCUGAUGGAAGUAACAGCCAAACUCCCGGUUUUCAAUGUCCUGCAAUCGCAACCGUCUCUCACUUCACCGAAGCUCUAGCUCUCCUUCGAGCUGGUUCUCCAUUCGUCCUUGCAAUGUUUAAUGUUCGAACAUUGAUGCAGAUCGGACGACAAGCAUGUCUGGCCCGUACUCUUGAAACGCUAUCGGCAGACAUCUGUUGCCCUUCAGAGACCAGAUUACAAGACUCUAGCGCCGUCAUCAGAAUGGCCUCUCCGAUAAACUCUGACGCCAACUACUACUUGCGGCUUUCCGGAGACCCAGAAUCUGCCGCCACUGGUCAAGCUGGUGUUGGGGUUGUAUUAAGUGCCAGGGCUGAAUCAGCUCUGCUUGACUGGAUCACAGUCAACAGUCGGCUAUGUGUAGUCAGAUUAAGAGGUUCAUGUAACGUAAGCAGACGUCGAGAUGUUAAGCGUGCCUUGUUUGUCGUCUCCGCCUACGCCCCUACAGACUGCAGCCCGGAUGCAGUUAAAGAUAGCUUUUACCAACAACUACAUGAACUUCUGC
This is a messenger RNA of Dicrocoelium dendriticum, 718 nucleotides long. The record is from the annotation of a GenBank genome assembly. NCBI's taxonomy places the organism in Eukaryota, Metazoa, Platyhelminthes, Trematoda, Plagiorchiida, Dicrocoeliidae.